Bacidia gigantensis is the source of this 2562-nucleotide messenger RNA. RefSeq lists its product as uncharacterized. NCBI's taxonomy places the organism in Eukaryota, Fungi, Ascomycota, Lecanoromycetes, Lecanorales, Ramalinaceae. The transcript has 3 exons. Gene Ontology annotation, biological process: Golgi to plasma membrane transport; exocytosis. Bases 1 to 2562 code for a protein of 853 amino acids. Gene Ontology annotation, cellular component: exocyst. The record is from RefSeq and is a predicted model, not a curated record.
AUGUAUACGCUGAAAUGCGCAAUCAAGGUGCGGAUCCGGAAGCAAAUAGGUCGCGGGGGCAUUCUCGCUGGACAAGGAUCUAAGAGUCCGAAUCUCGGCAUCAACAAGCCAUCAUCGAACGACAAAAAGAAGAAUGCGCUGACAAAAGAGAGCGAGUACGGUGUGCAGGGUAUCAAAGCGCCUUUGAUUGAGGUCGCCGUGAAAGCCGAAGAGAUAUGGGGCCCCGCGCUUGGGGGCCAGGAGAAGGAGGGAAGCCUCAAGUCUAUCGCGGAUUCGAUCGAAAGCUCCGAGGAAGUCUUCAGAGUGUACAAGAGCCUUCAAGAUUGUAUCAAGCGAAGAGAUUACAGUGGUCUUGUGGAGAAUUAUAGCAAGGCCCGCAAAUUCAAGGAAGGCGCUAGACAAAUAGCAGAGAGGGUUUAUCGGAGCGAACAACAACUCACCGAUCAACAAGUCAAUCAAAUAGUAAUCACAGGAAGGGUUUGGUCUGACGUCGAGAAUCGCAUUGAGGAGUUCAAAAGAGAUGUUUGGCGUAGAUUGACCUACGUCCAAAUGAGCUCACAGUCUUCAAUGAGCCAGAGUGAAACCGAGGAUUACAUGCCUUUGAUUAAUGUUCUACUUGAGCUGGGCGUCACUGACAACCCAAUCUGGGUUUGGUUAUUGAGUCGGUACGAUCACCUCAAGAACAAAAUCAACGCUACGUUUGAGCGGUCUAGAGUUGAGAUAGAGGUUUUGCGCCGACGUCUUGCCCAUGCCGAACCACCCUCUCCACCAAUGGUAGCUAGCCAUCUCAAGAGUGCAGCUGACAAGGACCUGGACACUUUAUCCUCAAAGUUAGAUACCUCACGUGUCCUUGAAUUAUGGGAUUUGAUCUACAGUUCCCUUGCAAAUUUACUAUCUACUAAAAGUGGCAUCCUUGGAGAAGUCAUAGAAUUCUGGGAUAAAGCUCAGCAAUUUAUCGAAGGCAGGAUUCAAAAAACCAUGCCUAUCGGCAUAGAUGGUCAAAGUCAAAAGCACCAUCGGCUGCUACCCGAUGGCACAAGGGACCUCCAUAAAGGUGUCUUAGAGCUCAUUGAUAUGCUACAGGACUACGUCCACACAUUCUUCGUUGAAGCACCUAUCAAUGAUGUCUCAAUGCUUUAUUCACCUUCACCGAACACACCAACCCCAACAACGAAGCAAACGCUCUCUCCAUUUGCACAUCAAGAUUCUCGUUUCGUGUUCGAUGAGAACAACCCGCCUCCAACAUCUUUGGCCCGAGGAGAGGCUUGGGAAAAGUUUGCAUUCUGGCCCCCGUAUGCAAAUUCUCUAAGUGGCGUUCACUAUCUUGAGAAGAUCAUGACCUUGGUUGGCUUAGCAGCUGCCGAGAUGGCGGCAAUGGUGACAACGGCUCCCCGAGAGUUGAAUGAGUCGAUAUCGGAAAAGCUUAGAUCGACAGUCACGAGUGCUCGAGAGAGAUCUCUACAGGCAAUAUGCGAUCAAUGGCCUAAAGACUCGGAAAUGUUCAGGUAUAUGGAAGACUGGUCCCGUAUGGUUGACACCCCGGAAUUGACUUAUUUAACAAAAUUUUUGAUUUCUUUUGAGAACACUCUCCUGCUUGGUCUACAGAAGAUUUCCUAUAUCCCUCAAGCUGCUAAUGCUGGAGGAGGCUCCACGGCCAUUAUCACGCCUCCGACAGAGAAGAGCGUAAAAAACAUCAGUAAAACACUACAGGAGUCACUGAAUCUGAUACUCGCUAGCAUGAUGGAAGUAGCAACAAGCUCCAACUCCAUGGAAACAUCCAGUAUCACGGAAGAUGGCGUGAGGAUGAUUGCAAAUACUUCAAGUGUUGGAAGGGGUGUUCCUGUCAAAACCAUCCGCAUACUUCUGACGCUUAUGAACAUCAAGCAUCUAAGGUUGAAGAAACAUUUGUCCAACCUCAGGUCCCAAUUCGGAACUCACUUCUCCUUCCCGUUUGAGAACGAGACACCUCCAUUGAAGAAAUCGCUAAAGGAAAUAGAAGACUCUCUUUUCAAGUCUUACGUCGAUCCUGUUGUGGCAAAGCUUGAUACCUUAAUUCAUGCUGGCAUCGUUUCUGAAACCUGGCUGCCUACUACUUCACGCCCAAGUGAAGUUCGACCCUACGUUUAUGAAGCUCUCUUGGUUCUGGUUACAGUACACUCCGAAGUCUCUGCUACGACCAAUCCAUUCUCAAAGGUUUGGAGGAAGAAGACCGACCAACCACCCAAACCUACAGCUUUCGAAAUGCUCGAAUACGUACUGGUCAAAAUUUCAAACAUCUUCAGGUCCGCGUUCGGACAACGCGAAACAUACCCAUUGAACGCACUUAUGCAGGCUACUCUAGAUAUGGAGUUCGUGGCUCAGACAAUGACACAGUAUUUGACCGACGAAGCAGGGACUGUCCAGGGCGAAGUUUACAAGGACCUGGACAAGAAGACAACCAGGGAAGUCAGCCAAGCUCUCCAAGGCGAGCUGCCUGGAAUGCGGAGCGCGCUGAAGAAACUACGAGAAAGAACUAAAGGCGAAUUUCUUUGUUUCAAAACACCGCCGUUACCUAAAGAUUGA